CUGAAUGCAGCGUCGAUCCUUCUCUCUGAAGUGUAGAUAUAGAGACCGCAGUGUUUUUGUCACAGGACCGUGGUUUGUGGACCCCUCUUUUUGCGUUUCCUUCUUUCUCAGAUUCAUGAACUUUGUGUCGCAUAUAAUCGUCUCAGUGUGAAGCUCCACCUGAAGUGACAUCAUACCAUAAUUUUUAAGCUGGAAACAACAUGUUUAUGUAAUUGCCAGUGAAAAGAGAGCGCGAGGAGUGUGGAGAAAGAGGAUUUUACAAGAUCUGGAAGAACUAGUGGAGUGGUUACUCUCUAUUUCCAUCUUACACACACACACACACACACACACACACACACACACACAAAUUGGACUGGCGGUCGAAUAAUGAUACCCAAAUAAAUUUUUAAAGAUAUUUCUAUGCACUCUUUUAUGUAACAGGCAAACAUCUUUUUUGCCUACAGAUGAUUGUCCGGAAAAUGUUUCACAAUAAAAGCAUUGUUAUAAAAUGAACAGUUUUUGUCCACUGAAAUAUUGAAGAGCUUUGAAACUGAAACAGUGUAAUUCGGCAUUUUUAACAGAACACAAUAAGAAGAAAGGGUACAAAUUCUACUCAUCAAAUAGAAGGAUAGAGAAAUGUGCAGUUACAUCCCAGAGUGCCGUGUAACACAAAAGAGGCAGUUUCUGUUCUUGGUUUUGUGUGGUAGCCAGUGAAGCUAAAGGUAGCAUCACCACUGUUAGCAGCAGAUUGUCCCGAGCAGCUGGAAAAACAGGAUGGCUGGGUGAUGGUAGUGAAGUGUAGUCCUAAACAGAAGCCCUUCAGUACAGGUACAGGUUUCAAAUCGUUUUUCCCCACUCAGUAACACACCUGCCAGGGAACAAUCUCUGGUUAUUGGCAAUUUUGUUCUGAGACGUGAAGCUAGAGUGGUGGCUAAUGAUAAAUGUAAAUUUGGUAAAAUUAAAAUUCACAUCAGCAGUAAUGGCUAAGUCAAUUGGAGUUUGCUAAAAUUAAUAUUGAAUUGGUGUGUAACUUUGCCAAAACCAUAUCGGGCUCUGUAGCCAGCCGGGCCACAGGCGCCAGGCCCCGCCAAUCGGCCACCAGGAGUGAGUUGGUACAUACAUGAGCGCCCAGCCCCAGACACCAAGAACCACCAACACACCAACGUCUGAGGGCAUCAGCCAGCAGCAGGGAGUGUGGUGGGGGGAGAUAGGCCUCCAUACCUCGGAGAGCCUGAAUGUGUUCCCAUAGAGGUGGAGUCUAAGACCCAACCUGACAUAUAGACACAGACGAACAGGCACACGCAGACACAAACGUGCAUUCCCACCCCCAUAUACACAAACAAAUACUCGGCACACACCCGACGUGGAGAAAGACACAAAUAGACACUGUACACACAUUCACACUCCCCAAACAUACUCUAUAUCCCAGGUCCAGGUACCCCUGCCGCCAGAGGGGCAAACCGUACCUAGACCCAGGAGAUGUAACCCUUCUCUCUGGGGUGGAGGCAAGCAGACCGCCUCCUUAUCUGCAGUAGCAGGGAGGCCCCGCAUCCCAGACCCCAAUUUGACAGCCAGCACCUCCUCCCAGCCCCCCAGCCCUGACGGUUAACAGAACGGGGGUGAAGGAAGAAAGUGUGCGUGAGCUGAUGUGGAUGUGAAUUCAGCAGCAUGGAUCAGUGUGAGGACAGAGAGGAGGGAGUCCCUCCCUCUAAAACCACUCUGUGUGGGGACCAUGAGAGCCAGAGCAAAGCUCAGAGAGUGGACCAGGUGAGCUCAGAGGUUCCCAGUGAUCAGUCUGCCCAGCAGAGUCAGACACACCUGGACUCCAUAAUUACGCUGCUGGAGGACAACAUCAUCACUUUUGUGAAGAAUGAGGUGAAGAUGAUUCACAAAGUUCUGAGCCAAGAUUACCCAACAUAUUUUGAGAGUGAGAGGGAGGAAGAGGAGCGGUUGGAGGAUGAGGAUGAAGAGCAGAGGUGGAGAAGCACAGAGGCAUUUGUGACGAUCGCACUGAACUUACUGAGGAGAAUGAAGCAGGAGAAGUUGGCUGACCGUCUGCAGAACAAAUAUCUUGCUUCAGUUUGUCAACGCAAACUUAAAUCUAAUGUGAAGAAGAAGUUCCAGUGUGUUUUAGAGGGGACUGCUAGAGUAGAAAAUCCAACCCUUCUGAAUCAGAUCCACACAGAGCUCUACAUCACAGAGGGAGGAACUGCAGAGGUCAAUGAUGAACAUGAGGUCAGACAGAUUGAAACAGCAUCCAGGAAACAGUACAGACAGAAAACAAGAAUCAGAAAAGAAGAUAUAUUCAAAGCUGGGAAGCCUGGAAGAGAUAAACCAAUCAGAACAGUGUUGACAAAGGGAGUGGCUGGCAUUGGGAAAACAGUCUUAACACAAAAGUUCAGUCUUGGCUGGGCAGAAAACAGAGCCAACCAGGACAUCCAGUUCAUAUUUCCAUUUACUUUCAGAGAGCUGAAUAUGUUGAAAGAGAAAAAGUUCAGCUUGGUGGAACUUGUUCAUCACUUCUUUACUGAAAUCAAAGAAGCAGGAAUCUGCAGCUUUGAAGACUUCCAGGUUGUGUUCAUCUUAGAUGGUCUGGAUGAGUGUCGACUUCCUCUGGACUUCCACAAAACUGAAAUCCUAACUGAUCCUAAAAAGUCCACCUCAGUGGGUGUGCUUCUGACAGACCUCAUCAGGGGGAACCUGCUUCCCUCUGCUCACCUCUGGAUAACCACACGACCUGCAGCAGCCAAUCAGAUCCCUCCUGAAUAUGUUGACUCGGUGACAGAGAUCCGAGGGUUCACUGACCAUCAGAUGAAGAAGUACUUUAGGAAGAGAUUCAAAGAAAAAAAGCAGGCCAGCAGGAUCAUCUCCCACAUCAAGACAUCACGAGGCCUCCACAUCAUGUGCCACAUCCCAGUCUUCUGCUGGAUCACUGCUACAGUUCUGGAGGAUGUGCUGAAAACCAGACCAGGAGGCAAGCUUCCCACAACCCUGACUGAGAUGUACAUCCACUUCCUGGUGGUUCAGGCCAAAGUGAAGAAGGUCAAGUACGAUGGAGGAGCUGAGACAGAUCCACACUGGAGUCCAGAGAGCAGAAAGAUGAUUGAGUCUCUGGGAAAACUGGCUUUUGAUCAACUGCAGGAAGGAAACCUGAUCUUCUAUGAAUCAGACCUGACAGAGUGUGGCAUUGAUAUCAGAGCAGCCUCAGUGUACUCAGGAGUGUUCAAACAGAUCUUUAAAGAGGAGAGAGGACUGUACCAGGACAAGGUGUACUGCUUCAUCCAUCUGAGUGUUCAGGAGUUUCUGGCUGCUCUUCAUGUCCAUCUGACCUUCAUAAAGUCUGGGGUCAAUCUGCUGGAAGGACAACAGAAGACCUCCAUAUGGUCUAAAUUGUUUGCAAAACAAGAGUUAAGAGAAGUAGAAUCUGCAGUGAAAUUUUUCUACCACAGUGCUGUGGACAAGGCCUUACAGAGCCCAAAUGGACACCUGGACUUGUUCCUCCGCUUCCUUCUUGGUCUUUCACUGCAAACCAAUCAGACUCCCUUACAAGGUCUGCUGACACAGACAGGAAGUAACUCACAUUCUCAUCAGGAAACUGUCCAGUACAUCAAGGAGAAGCUCAGUGAGGCUCUGUCUGCAGAGAAAAACAUCAAUCUGUUUCACUGUCUGAAUGAACUGAAUGAUCAUUCUCUAGUGGAUGAGAUCCCACGGUACAUGAGUUCAGGAAGUCUUUCCACAGAUAAACUGUCUCCUGCUCAGUGGUCAACUCUGGUCUUCAUCUUACUCUCAUCAGGAAAAGAUCUGGAUGUGUUUGACCUGAAGAAAUACUCUGAUUCAGAGGAGGCUCUUCUGAGGCUGCUGCCAGUGGUCAAAGCUUCCAACAAAAUCAUAAUGAGUCUCUGUAACCUCUCAGAGAGAAGCUGUGAAGCUCUGUCCUCAGUUCUCAGCUCCCAGUCUUCUAGUAUCAGAGAGCUGGACCUGAGUAACAGCGAUCUCCAGAAUUCAGGAGUAAAGCUUCUAUCUGCUGGACUGAAAAAUUCACACUGUACACUGGAAACUCUCAGUGUGUCAGGCUGUCUGAUCACAGAGCAAGGCUGCAUUUAUUUGGCUUCAGCUCUGAGCUCCAAUCCCUCCUGUUUGAGAGAGCUGGACCUGAGCUACAAUCAUCCAAGAGGCUCAGGAAUGAAACUGCUGUUGGCUGGACUUAAAGAUCCAAGUUGGAGACUGGACACUCUCAGGGUGGAGCCUGCUGGAGUCCAAUGGUUGACACCAGGUCUGAGGAAGUAUUCCUGCCAACUCACAAUCGACACAAACACAGUACACACAAACCUCAAACUGUCUGACAACAACAGAAAGGUGACACGUGUGACAGAGGAGCAGUCAUAUCCUGAUCAUCCAGACAGAUUUGACUAUGAGCCUCAGCUGCUGUGUAGAGAUGGUCUGAGUGGUCGCUGUUACUGGGAGGUCGAGUGGAGAGGAGAGGUUCAAAUAUCAGUGAGUUACAGAGGAAUCAGAAGAAAAGGAUACAGUGAUGACUGUUUGUUUGGAUACAACGAGCAGUCAUGGAGUCUGUACUGCACUGAUGAUGGUCCUCGUUCUGUAUGGCAUAAUAACAGAAACACGCUCAUCUCCUCCUCCUCCUCCUCUUCUGUCUCUAACAGAGUAGUAGUGUAUGUGGACUGUCCUGCUGGCACUCUGUCCUUCUACAGAGUCUCCUCUGACACCCUGAUCCACCUCCACACCUUCAACACCACAUUCACUGAAACUCUUCAUCCUGGAUUUUUUGUCUGGUCUGGUUCCUCAGUGUGCCUGUGCUGAGUUGAGUGUAAAGAAGGUCCUCUUGUUAGAGAAACACUCUGACUGUUGAACGGAUAGUUCAGUGUGUACAUGUCUGUCUCUUUCACUCAGAAACACAUUUCCAAAUUCAUGGAUUCAAUCAGUUGAUGUUUUAAACUGUUAUAAAUGAUUACUUGUAAACUUCUUCCUCUUCAGUCCUUUAAAGAUGGAAGCUACGAUGAUUCCAGGAUCUGCAUGUUGUUUUUCUGUCUUUUUUCACUCAAAGCUUCACAGUGAAUAUUAGUAUGUUGUGUUUCUCUGAUGCUCAGUUUACAACCAGCUCCUCUGCAUUUUCAACAGGUCUGAACUCAUUAAAAUGAAUCCAGAUGUUUGAGUUCUCUUUCUUAAUUAAAUUUCUCCAAACUCUCCCCAUACUCUUUCUGUUGACUCAUUUUUUGAAGCCAAUCAUUUCACAAUGGCCCAGCCAUAUAAGUUGAAAAUACUGAGUCAAUAGCUUUUUUUAUCCUAUUAUAACCAUAAUAUGAUUGUAUUGAAGGAUCAUAAUGCAUGUGACUAAAUACAUAGCAAUGGCUGCAUUAACCAUUUUAAACUAGUUUUAUGUUUUCAGACAAAUUUUCAAUAAGAAUAUGGUGCAGUAUGUUGGUAAGCGCUUGUUUCUAAUUUUCUUAGAAAUAUGUAAAUAUGCCUGUAUUGCAUUGCAUAUCUUGUGUAUCACUGUAGCUUCUAUUAAAAAUGAAAACUGUCACAAAGGGUCCUGGUGAAGAAUCUUGUGGAAUUUGGUGGUAGACAUAAAAUUUAUUUUUAACAGAGAAAUUUUAAAAUCACUGUUAUGAUUUCAACUUUAAAUUUAAUAAAAUGUUGUAUGAAAAACUAUGAGGAAGUGAUAUCAGAUGUAAACAAAGGAAAAUUACAGAAAAAUGUCUUUGAAGCAACCUUGUGUCUGUUGGAGUAUAAAUCACUGAGUUUAUAAAGUGCACUUCAAGUCACUGUAAAUUAUGUUCAUGUAUUGAACGAAACAUUACAAGGUACAGGUAUUUUCUAGGGUAGAUAGUUCAGUUGCUUCUCUCUGGUGUGUAGAUGGCAUGACUGAAGUGCCACUUUAGGUGUAUGCCAAUAUCUUUAAAUAACACUUUGGCAACAGUGGAAAUGAAAAACUCCCUUUUAACAGGAAGAACCUCCAGCAGAACCAGACUCAGGAAGUGGUGGCUAUCUGCCACAACAAGCCGGGGGUGUAGGAGAAAGACUGAACAAAGACAUGCUGUGGAAGAGAACCAGAGAUUAACAGUAACAACAAUAAUAAUAGGACUAUUCCAGGAUGACUAUGAGAGAGUUCAGGGUAACCUGAUCCAGGUUAUACAGGCUAUUGGGGAAAGCUCAAGAAGUAUGCACAGCGCUGUCGAUUGAUGACAGCUUAAACUAUAAUAUUGUGAAAGCCGCUGUUCUGUGUGCAUAUGAGUUAGUGGCAGAGGCAUAUAGGUAAAAGUUUACAAUUUUGAACAAAACCACCAGCCUCAUGUGGAGUUUGCGAGGGAGAAAAUGAUAAUUUUUUUUGACAAACGGUGUCAGGCUAAUAAGCUUGUUU
This is a messenger RNA of Oreochromis niloticus (Nile tilapia), 6358 nucleotides long. RefSeq names its product protein NLRC3. Gene Ontology annotation, molecular function: protein binding. The coding region runs from base 1648 to 4797 and encodes 1049 amino acids. The transcript is spliced from 11 exons. The record is from RefSeq and is a predicted model, not a curated record. Lineage: Eukaryota; Metazoa; Chordata; Actinopteri; Cichliformes; Cichlidae.